This is a messenger RNA of Physeter macrocephalus (sperm whale), 3092 nucleotides long. It is a transcript of the gene ZMIZ2, whose product is annotated as zinc finger MIZ-type containing 2. Gene Ontology annotation, cellular component: chromatin. NCBI's taxonomy places the organism in Eukaryota, Metazoa, Chordata, Mammalia, Artiodactyla, Physeteridae. Gene Ontology annotation, biological process: protein sumoylation; regulation of transcription by RNA polymerase II. Bases 260 to 3061 code for a protein of 933 amino acids. Gene Ontology annotation, molecular function: SUMO ligase activity; zinc ion binding. The transcript is spliced from 19 exons. The record is from RefSeq and is a predicted model, not a curated record.
GAGCCUUUGUUGGGGCUGGCCGGAAUCCGGCCGAGCGCCCGAGGGGUCUGGGGCAGGAGGCUGACCCGGGCCCUCGCCCAAGCUGGUCCGGCUGCCUCUCCUCUGCGCUGUGGCCUGAAGGCUCACCUUUCGGGCCCCUCCGGGCCGUGCGCGCCGCCGGCACGCGGAUGUAAGCCGGAGCAUCUGAGUCCCACGUAAGCACCACUGAGGGCUGCUUUCUGCCACCCACAGACCUGGCCUUCAGGCUGCUCCCGAGCCAAUGAACCCCGUGAACCCCAUGAAACCCGCCCUGCCCCCCACGCCACACGGUGAUGGUCCGUUCGCUUACGAGGCGGUGCCUUGGCGACAGGGUGCCGCUCAGCCGGCAGGAUCGCUGUCCGUGGUCACAACCGUGUGGGGAGUCGGCAACGCGGCGCAGAGCCAGGUUUUGGGGAACCCCAUGGGCCCCACAGGGAGCCCCCCCGGCAGCUCCAUGAUGCCUGGCGUGGCGGGCGGCGGCUCUGCCCUGAACUCCCCGCAGUGCCUGGGACAGCAGGCGUUCGGUGAGGGCGGUGCCAACAAGGGCUACGUGCAGCGAGGGGUGUACGGCCGCGGGGGCUACCCCGGGGGCCCCGGCUUCACCGCUGGGUAUGCGGGCGGCCCGGGGGGGCCGGGGGGCCUGGGCCUCCCCUCACACGCCGCACGGCCCUCCGCCGACUUCACUCAAGCAGCGGCAGCCGCUGCUGUGGCUGCUGCUGCCGCCACGGCCACAGCCACGGCCACAGCCACCGUGGCUGCCCUCCAGGAGAAGCAGAGCCAGGAGCUGAGCCAGUACGGAGCGGUGAGGCCCCGCAGCUCCUCCUGUGCGGCCCGUAUGGGGGCCGGACAGUCUUUUAACAGCCAGUUCCUGCAGCACGGCGGUCCCCGGGGGCCCAGUGUCCCCAGCAGCAUGAACCCUGCCAGCGUGGGAGGGCUGAUGGGCCCCUCCGGCAUGAGCCCCAUGGGCAUGAACCCCACCCGGGCAGCGGGCCUGGCGCCCCUGUACGCAGGGCAGCGCCUGCCCCAGCACGGGUACCCUGGGCCCCCCCAGGCCCAGCCCCUGCCCCGACAGGGCGUCAAGAGAGCCUACUCCAGUGAGGUGUAUCCCGGGCAGCAGUACCUGCCAGGAGGCCAGUACACGCCCGCCGCCACCCAGUAUGCGCCUGGCCCCGGGCAGCCCCCUGCCCCGUCCUCCUACCCUGGGCACAGGCUGCCCCUGCAGCAGGGCACGGGCCAGUCCCUGUCCACCCCCAGCCCCGCGGGACUGCACUACAAGCCCGCAGAGCAGUUCAGCGGGCAGGGUGCCAGCUUCAACGGGGGGAGCGUCAGCUACAGCCAGCCCAGCCUGAGUGGGCCCGCCCGUUCCAUCCCCGGCUACCCCAGCUCCCCACUGCCAGGGAGCCCCACGCCGCCCAUGACCCCCGGCAGCAGCAUCCCCUACAUGUCCACCAGCCAGGAGGUCAAGUCGCCCUUCCUGCCCGACCUCAAGCCCAGCGUGAGCAGCUUGCACCCGUCACCACCCGGCAGCAGCCCCUGUGACGAGCUGCGGCUGACCUUCCCCGUGCGGGACGGAGUGGUCCUGGAGCCCUUCCGUCUGCAGCACAACCUGGCCGUGAGCAACCACGCCUUCCAGCUCCGUGACUCCGUCUACAAGACCCUGAUGCUGAGGCCGGACCUGGAGCUGCAGUUCAAGUGUUACCACCACGAGGACCGGCAGAUGAGCACCAACUGGCCGGCCUCGGUGCAGGUCAGCGUCAAUGCCACCCCGCUCACCAUCGAGCGCGGCGACAACAGGACCUCCCACAAGCCCCUCUACCUGAAGCACGUGUGCCAGCCGGGCCGCAACACCAUCCAGAUCACCGUCACGGCCUGCUGCUGCUCCCACCUCUUCGUGCUGCAGCUGGUGCACCGGCCGUCCGUCCGCUCGGUGCUGCAGGGUCUCCUCAAGAAGCGCCUCCUGCCUGCCGAACACUGCAUCACCAAGAUAAAGCGGAACUUCAGCAGCGGCACCAUCCCUGGCACCCCUGGGCCCAACGGAGAGGACGGGGUGGAGCAGACGGCCAUCAAGGUGUCUCUCAAGUGCCCCAUCACCUUCCGCAGGAUCCAGCUCCCUGCCCGAGGCCACGACUGUCGCCACAUUCAGUGCUUCGACCUGGAGUCCUAUUUACAGCUCAACUGUGAGCGAGGGACCUGGAGGUGCCCCGUGUGCAACAAGACGGCAUUGCUGGAGGGCCUGGAGGUGGACCAGUACAUGCUGGGCAUCCUUAUUUACAUUCAGAACUCUGACUACGAGGAGAUCACCAUCGACCCCGCGUGCAGCUGGAAGCCAGUGCCUGUGAAGCCCGACGUGCACGUCAAGGAGGAGCCGGACGGGCCGGCGCUGAAGCGCUGCCGCACCGUGAGCCCCGCCCACGUGCUCAUGCCCAGCGUGAUGGAGAUGAUCGCUGCCCUGGGCCCUGGGGCCGCGCCCUUCGCCCCCCUCCAGCUCCCCUCAGCCCCGGCCGCUGGCGAUUACCCCAGCCAGGGUUCCAGCUUCCUGGGACCCGGGACGUUCCCCGACUCCUUCCCACCCACCACGCCCAGCACCCCGACCCUUACUGAGUUCACCCCGGGGCCACCCCCCGUCUCCUAUCAAUCCGACAUUCCCAGCAGCCUCCUGACACCGGAGAAAUCUGCCCCCUGCCUCCCAGGCCAGAUGGCACCAGCGGGUCACCUGGACCCGGCCCAUAACCCUGGGCCUCCGGGGCUGCACGCCCCCAACCUUGGAGGCCCCCCAGGGCCCCAGCUGCACCAUCCAAACCCUCCCCCGGCAUCCCGGCAGCCCCUGGGCCCAGUGAAUUCGGGUCCCAUCGGUGAGCUGGCCUUCAGUGCUGCCACAGGCAUGAUGGGGCCCCCCGUGUCUGGGGCAGGGGAGGCCCCGGAACCGGCCCUGGACCUGCUCCCAGAACUGACUAACCCUGACGAGCUGCUGUCCUACCUGGGCCCACCCGACCUCCCCACAAACAGCAAUGACGACCUGCUCUCUCUCUUCGAGAACAACUGAUCCUGUCGACCACCUGGCCGACGGGGACAUG